This is a messenger RNA of Liolophura sinensis, 6973 nucleotides long. RefSeq names its product protein cramped-like. Gene Ontology annotation, biological process: pattern specification process. Gene Ontology annotation, cellular component: nucleus. The record is from RefSeq and is a predicted model, not a curated record. The coding region runs from base 105 to 3479 and encodes 1124 amino acids. Gene Ontology annotation, molecular function: chromatin binding. Lineage: Eukaryota; Metazoa; Mollusca; Polyplacophora; Chitonida; Chitonidae. The transcript has 21 exons.
GAAGGAGCCGUGGCUCCCUUUACUAGGCUAGGCAGAGUUAAAUUUUGGAAGAGGUUAGAAAUGUAAAUUAGAAUAAGGAGCUGUAAGUUUGAAGUUAAUCCCUCAUGCCAGUUGGAAAACGGAGAAAAAGCUCACAAUCCGAAUGCGGCAACAGGGAAAAGCAAGGAGUUCGUAUGACAACGGACCACAGCAAUGUGGGUAUUGAGGAAAAACCAGGUACGUCAAAAGAGUCUGUUGCUCUGCCGGCGACAGUCCCGCAAAGAGCAGGUGACUUGGGAGAUGCGAUCGUUGCCAGCGGGACGAGCACGGAAAAGGAAAAAAUCGACGAGGUGGAUAGCAGGCUUCCGGCACCAGUAAUGCCUGUACCAACACACAUGAGCACACGAUCGAGUACCAGAGUCAUUAAAAAGCCACGCAGAGAUACACAAAGCCCCACCCCCUCUCCUGUUAAAAAAACAGCCACAAAAGAAACAAAAACUGGAACCCCUGAAACAAAAACUAAACGUCAGUGGGAAUUGUGGGGAAAUGCAGACAAGAAAACAUUUUUUGAUGGCUUGUAUGAGUUUGGCAAAGACUUUGAUGCUAUUCAAGGACUUAUUGCUCAGAAGUGCAAGAGGAGAGGAGUGCCGCCUGCUUUGAUUAAAAAUAAGGACCAAGUACGCCACUUCUACUACAGGACAUGGCACAAGAUAUCAAAGUACAUCCACUUCUGCGAAGGAGUGAAAAAACAAAUCCAGGAGCUGUAUGGCCUGAUUAACUAUGGAGAAAUGCGGAAGCGAAUAGGUGGAAGUGUGGAUGAGAGAUAUCUUCACAAAUUAAAUCAGCUGAUACAUAAAGGAAGUACAUAUGUGAGAAUCAAGGGAAAGAAUCACAGGGUCCGCACACCUGUAUGUAAUGCCUUGAAGAAGCUGAAUCGUGUUGAAGAGCCAAAAGCAGACAACUCGCCAAAAGUGCCUGCCAAAGUAUCGCUGGAGGUUGUAGCACGAACGAACUGCGCAUGGUCACAGGUCCAGGAGCUGGCUCAAAACCCCAGACUGAGGAUCAGCCUCAAGGCUAGCCACAGGCUUGCUGCCGUCAUUGCCUUUUUAGAGAAGAAAUGGAAACCUCAGCGCUUACGCAUUAAAGAGAGUUUGGACACCCCAGAGGCCACUAACAAACAGCUGAGACUGUUCCCUCACAAAGACUGCCAUAUCCACCCAGUUUCACUCAAGACAGCUCAAGUGCAAGUUAGGCCAGAGCUACACUUUGACAGCUACAAAGAAAAUGUCCUUGGUCUUGUUGGUCCCAAAACAGUACAGAAGGAGGUUGAGUUGGAUGGGAUGGGAGUGAAAAAUGAGAAUUCGCAGUCUGGUGCAGAAGGUGGUGCAGUUACCUCCCCUGAGACGAAGAAAAUAGUUCCAAAUUCCACAGUAUUACAGAGUCCAGGAAUCAUCCUGGAGGAUGAGAAUGCCAUGUUCCCUGAUGACUUUGUGCUCUCCUGCACCUCAGACACUGGAGCUUCAAGUUCUUGUAAAAAUGAGACUUUGGCCUCUGCGCUUAACGGGGCCGAGAACAAAGUGCCCUUUAAAUCUGUGAUAUCUGUUAACAAUGUUUUUAGUGCUAGUCAAAAAGUGUUGACUCAUAAUGAAAAUGCCACUGACAUUCUGUCUGGCACUUCAAAAGAAGGGGAGACAACUGAUGGUCUCCCUGAAGUGCUGGACAAGGUGGACUAUGAGGACAGAAUACGUAAAGGCUGGUCACUUGGUGAUUGUGAAAGCCUCACCUUGGCUGAGUUGUACUUGAUGUUUGGGGAGGGUGGGAAGCUGAAAGUGGAGUAUGACUGGUGCGAGAUUAAGCCUGCCAGUGUCCUAGCCUUGCAGCAACUAACCAAUCUUCUGAGGAGACUGGUCCACUUGGCAACCACAGAAUUCACAGACUUUUCCAAACUCAAGCAAGAAUCCCAGAAGCCAAUUGGUGGCCAAGUUCAGACACUGUGUCAGAAAUGCUCAGCCCCUAUCCUAGGAGGGGUGUCCACUGUGAAAUCCAACAAUACCAAGUGUGCUGCCAAGGGUACAGCUGCCAAGUCAACAUCAUCACCCAGCAAUAAAAGUGCUAAAAAGGCCAGGGCGUCCAGCCCAGAGACGAGGGACCCUGUUUUCCGGGUACCGGCAGCUGUACUCACACAGGGGAUUCCGCCUCCCAGGCUCCCCACCCCAGGAAGGAUUAAUGUACAGGCUGCAGCAGCUCAGGCAGGUAUGCUGCUGAGCGCGAGUGGUCCUUACAAGAGAAACCGCCCUCCCUUGAGGAAGCCCAUGAUUGUGAAGAGACGCUUACUCCCAAAGGCGCAUGUCCCAGGGCAUCAGUUAAUGACUCUUGCUAUGGUACCCACAUCCACAAUGGCGGGCACAGCACAGUUUCUCCCUAUGAGCCAACCUGUCGCUACAACUUUAGCCCCUGCCCCUGUGAGAACACCUUGUAUUGCUCCCCGUCUCCCUGGGCUGGAGACUACACCCCGCCUUACAGGGGUUGAGGUAGCCCCAGGCCUCCCAGCUAUUGAUGCUGUAAGUGUUAACCAGCUGUCGGGGCUUGAGGCAGUGAACCAGCUCCCAGGGCUUGAUGGUGCCACCUGCCUCCCAGGACUGGAGGCUGCCCCCCGUCCAGUACUAGUUAAUGCAGUCCCAUCCUUACCUAUUCCAGCAUCAACAACAGUGUCUACAUCUUCACCAACAGAUGUAUGUCAGAGUGAUAGCUCCCUUGCUUGUCAGCUUGAGGCGGACCUGGCAGCAAUCUUACCCAAUACCUCUCCACAAGGAACUCUUGGGCCCCCUGCAUCAUCAGACGUACCUGUGCAAACAUCACUUUCAAGUCCAUUGAUGACCCCAUCUGGCAGCCCCAACAGUCUGAGGGCCUCUCCUGGAGGUGGGGCCGCCCAGACCCUUAUCUCUCCCCCGAGUAUGUCAAGCAUAUUGGAACUGUCUUUCGCACAGCCUGCCACAGGUUUAAGGAGUGAAGACAAGAUAUUAGAUAUGGCAAUGGGAAAUCGAUCUUCUGGGUAUUCUGGGCUUCCCGAGAAAAGCACAGUAGAGAAAAACCAGACUUUUGUCCAAGAUACAAGUCCAGCCACAUUUGGCUUGUCAGAGAACAACCCACCCCUAGGACAGUCCCCCUUCAAGCUUAGUGACCUAGGUACAGAUUCCUCAUGGCUUGGGCCAGAGGUGUCUGAUAUCUCUCUAAGUGGGUUUUUGGAGUCCCCAGAGAAGCAGUCUAGUGACAUCCCAAUGACAUCAAGUAUGGGUGUGCCACCCCCAAACCUGUUCAGUGACACCUCCAGGGAUCUCUCCAGAAUGGAUGUUGACUCGACGUUGCAGUGUAUGUUGAACGAGAGUAGUAUGGACUAUGCUGCUAAGUUUGCUGAUAUUGCUGCUCAAAUGGCUGCCUCCGUGGAUCACAACAGGAAAUCAGACAGUACAGGUCACCUCAGCAUGGAUACUGUGCAGUAGUAAGAGCUUCCCAAGCCACAGACAUCAUUAAUACUGACACAACUGGUGUAGCAGGUCAAAUCUACACAGGUCACCAGGUACUGUGCUGCAGUAUAGGGAGACAAACCAUCUGAGAAUUUCUGCACUGUAGAGUCAGGGAGGUAUUUACUCUACACAGUAGCCAAAGCUACAAAGGCUACCUAGCUGCACACACUAUGCCAUAGGAACGGAAGAUACAAGCCACCUGUGGGCUGACCCACUGCUAUAGCCAAGGGGUGUCCAGCAGGAGCACAGGAUCUGUGCAGGAUUGAAUCUAACAAUGUGCUAUAUAGCUGAGAACACACCUGUCAACUUGAGAUUAUCACUGUGCUUCAAUGAAGUGGAUGUAAAUCAUCUGAAUUUCAGCACUCAGUACUCAUGGUGAGGGCAAUAGAGCUGACCUACAGGUACAUCAUUGCUGCCUCCCAACCGAGAGGGAGUACAGGCACUGCUCAGUCUGACACAUCUAAUGUGCAGACCUUACACAAAGUUAUACAUUUUUAUUAUUUGCUAUUUAUUGUUUGUAUCAGGAUAAUCCUGGAUUAGCUGUAGAGUGCACCUGUUUUACCUAUGCAGACACUGAUUUUGUAUGUAUGUCAUAUCUUUCUCAAUGAGGUGGAUAUGUCCAGAAAGUAUUUCACUUUUUUUUUUUAAAUUAAGUAUCUUGGUUUUUAUCUUUUUUGCUUGAUUGUUUUUUGGAUGAGCCUAUCAGUAAUCAGUAUAGACCUUUCAUGGUGAAAUUUAUGCUUUACUUUAAAGUUCAUAAUAUUAAGCAGAUUUUUCCACCCAUUUUACUUUCAGCACACGUAGAAACUACAGUCCAUUCAUUGAAAAUUGCCUGUUGUAUCAGUUUAAAAUUUUCUGUGACAUUGUAAAGUUCUUAAAUAACAUAAUAACAUGAUCCAACACUAUUGUUACCCAGCCUGUGAGCUAUGUUUGACAGCAUUAGUAGAUUAAAGGGGAGUGCUCAGUAGUAAUGUAUGAUCAGGACUCGGAGAAUUGUACACAGCCCAACUUCUGUGGUCAAGGUUGAAAGAGACAUCUGCGUUAACAGCAUACAUGUUUUGACUGCAGAUGACUGUGAUUUCUUUGCUGCAGGAUAAGCAAAUGCUUGUGGCUUGUCUAUUCGUGUUAAGGGAGUAUUAAUCACACACAACUCCGCAAACUCUGAAAAAUAUACGUAAAAUAUUAGAAUUGAACCGAAUAAUAAUGCUGAAGUCUUCAGUGUUAUAGGAUUGUUAUACUUGUGACCUGUUCUGCUCCAGCAUACUAUGGUAAUGGAUCGAAAAUCAUUUGUCCAUGACUAAGGGCACUGUACGAUUAUGCGGAAACACAGGUGUCGCCAGCCUAUGAGGACCAUUCACGUUUGGCUAGGGUAGGUUGACGACAGCAGUGUUUCCAUAUAAUCAUAAGCACCUUAAGUUUACGUUGUGCAGAAAGUUCUAUGAUUUAUCUGUUGAAAAGUUUUCUGUAGGUUGUUUGUAAGGUAUAUAUAUGAUGGUAACUGACUGAAAAAAUGUAAAAUCUAGCACCAAAAGUAAUGUUUUAUGACCUUUAUUUGUUUCCAAAAAUGCGAUUUUGGGGGGGGGGGGGAAUCUUAGGUCAUCUAGCAUACCACUGAUACCUGGACUGACUUAAAACUGCUGUCUGGGCAUUAUGUUGACAAUCUACACAUCUGUUUUGUCUGCAUGCUUCUGGUCAGUACUUAUGGUGAUAUUGUUAUUUAGCUGCUAUGACUGGCUUUAUCAUCACAGUAUAACAAGAUGCUAGACUGAGAUAUAGACUGUUACUAUAGCUGUGGUUAAGUAUUAUCUGCUUUUUUAUUCAGUGACAGUGAUUUUGAAAAAGUUAUUGAUAAAUGAUACCCUAAUUCUUUUGAUUUUUGGGACAUGUGCUCUGCUGUUUUUAGACAGUAUGCAUGUAAUUGUAGCAGGAAUAUUUAGUUCCCUUUUUUUCAAUCUCAAGAUUAGUCAGUCUGAUGAACAACAUAUUCAUAUCUUCACUUCCAGUAAACUGGAAGAGAAAUGUAAUUGUGUCCAAUUAGGAGUGCUACUAUCUGUCCUAAAAAUUAAAAGAAUCAGGGUAAGUAUUUCAUUAUAAAUCAUAUGAAUGUGUUCUUAACCCUAACACAGCAUGAUUCUGUGGUGAUUAUUUUGUAACCUCAAUUUUUAAGAAUGGUCAAUUUGAGAAUAAUGUUCUGUUCUUUAAUUGGACUUCAAUAAAUGCCUAGUAAAGGGUCAUGAACCCUGGGGCCUGGAUUUAUCAAACGUCCUAAGACUUAAGGGAGAAAUUAAAAAAUCAAGGUUUUUGGCUCUAGAAAGUUUAAAACCUGUACCUUGAUACUUCAGAACAGUGUACUAAACACAGAGUUCUCUCCUAUUCUGAGUUUGGCUUUUUAAGGACUUGAAAUUUGUUGCAAAGGUCUUUGAGUUACUUGAUAAAUUCGGGCCCUGGUGUAUAUUACUAGCUGUACUUUGCCUUUAGGAUCAAAAUGUGUCAUGCUUCAGUUCUAUCGUUUUUGUCCGUCUUCUAGUUCAUGCUGUAGCAGUCACGUUUCUUGCUUCACGGCUGGCAUCGCACAGCAUUAUUAGAAGAUGGAUAUACCCAGAGUAGAGCCAUGAUAAUUUGCAACCUUCCAAGUCGCGGUGAACCAUUAGUGUUGUGCAGUAAAUCUAUUGUGUUAACGAGUCAAACAAACUAACUACAAGGUCUCGGUCUAUGUAUAAUACGUUUUAAGAGAGUUUAUGACAUCAUAAUCUAGUUUUAAAAGGUGUUUUAUCCGUUGUGUAAUCUUUAAUACUAUGGCCAGAUAUAUUAAGGUUAACAUUGUCAUGGUGUCAAGGGUGACCUUUGUGAUUAAUUCACCAGGGGAAAAGGGUACCUUGAAAAAUGUGCAGCAAUGCAGAUAUUUAACAUCAGAGGCGAGAGAGUUUAAACUGGUCACUCAUGUCCGAGGCUGCGUAUGAUGAUGUGGAAAUAAUGUAACAACCACUAGCUUAGCCUGACCAAUCAGAUGGAGUUUAUCAUCAUUAUUGUCCUAUGAUUGGUCGGCUGAACUACGGUAUGCUACAAGGCUGGCUGGCAAUUUCUGAGGGGCAUUGCUGUGAAAUCUCAAUAUCUCCACCUUCCACACAACUGCUGAAGUCAGAUCUACUUAACUAGUAAGUUGCAGUAUUCCUUUAACCAUAACCUUUUGAAAUCCUGUUAACAUGGCACCUUAUUAUUAGACUUUGUCUGUUUCAAGCUUGAGCCUCUGACGGUUGGCUACAGGUGGGUAAAUGGAUAUGCUUAUGCGGACAGAGGAGUUAGGGUGAUAGGAGAACAAAGUUGAAAGAAAAGAACAACAAAAGAUUAGGUCAUCCACAUGCUUAACCAUUAUAAUUUGCACCGCAACUCACGCAGUACCUGUAACAUAUGCUCUAUAAUUAGCAGUACUAGUGGUGGCUUGGCAAAGUCAUUUUGGGCUGAAUUUUUGU